Molecule: messenger RNA, 1994 nt
Organism: Pundamilia nyererei
Lineage: Eukaryota; Metazoa; Chordata; Actinopteri; Cichliformes; Cichlidae
Product: alpha-2,8-sialyltransferase 8F-like
Exons: 7
Coding region: 671-1750 (359 amino acids)
Biological process (GO): N-glycan processing; oligosaccharide metabolic process
Molecular function (GO): alpha-N-acetylneuraminate alpha-2,8-sialyltransferase activity
Source: RefSeq, a predicted model, not a curated record
AGGGGUUUAGCCAAUGUGGGCAGAGGGAGGGGAAAGUACACACAGAAGCCCGAGAGAAUGGGGCUAAAACAGAGCUGUAGUUGAGAAGAAAUGGCGGACUUUCCUCGUGUGAGCAAAUGACAAAAAAGGUGCGCGACAACACAAAGAAACGGACGAGCAAAGCAGAAGUGGCGAGAAUUUAAGAGGGAUGUGGAGGAACGUUCUAUCGGUUUCAUCUCGGCUGACUGCCACCAAAGUGUAACGAGAGGAAACAGAGUAACAGAAGUGCGCACAGGGGCUCAAACUUGUCUCGACCAGUCUGGCGGAAAAGAAAUCAUACUAGACAGAGAGAAAUGACUGAAUUUCUGGUGCUUAAUUUAUCGAGGAGGGAUUUGAACCAAAGAGGCAAAUGAGACAGGAAGAGAGUGAGCGAGGGAGGCGGGAGUGAUGAGUGCGUAAAACAGCAGACAGGCAUGAGGAAAAAGAUUAACAGCCUUCACUGAGCCGGCGUGUGUGCUUGUGAAGUACUUCGUGGCAGUGCAAACCGAGUUUGGAAAUAUGAGAACAUAGGCAACGGGACAGGGUAGAUAAAACAAGCGCGUGUUGCGCAAGGUAAAAGCAGGACAAGGAGGGAGAGAGACAGACAAAAAGGUGGGCCUCUAAAGGGAAAGACUAACAGGAGGGGAGAGGUAUGAGGGGACAGCUCUCGAAGUCUUUCUUGUCUCUCAUGAUCACUCUCGUCUGUCUGGGGAGCCUGAUGACCACUCUCAUCUGGUACAAGUCGGACGGCAAACAUGUGAAGCCUCACCAACCAGCUUCUCAAAAGAAACAUGCCGCAAAGCCCUCAGAAAUUUGCAAAGGCUGCAAGGAAAUCAUUAGCAAGGUACAAGAGCGUUACAAUCAAACCUGGAAGAAGCAGGAGGAGAAAUACUUAAAAUUCAGAACUGAUCUGAGACUUAAGUGCAAUGGCAUUGACAAAGCAAUCAUUACCAAGAAUAACACUCCAGUGGGGUUGAAGCUCAUUUAUGAUGGGGAAAAGAAGAGGACUCUACAGGUGAACAAAGAGCUGUUCAGCAUUUUUACAAAGGAGAAUCCUUUUUCAAGUAAGAAAUGGGACACUUGUUCAGUAGUUGGGAAUGGUGGGAUCCUGUCUGACAGCAGCUGUGGAAAAAUGAUUGAUUCAGCUGACUUUGUUAUCAGGUGCAACUUACCUCCUUUGGAAAAUGGAUAUGAGAAAGAUGUUGGCAGCAAAACUAGCCUUGUGACAGCAAAUCCAAGCAUCUUCACACAGAGGUAUGGCUCCCUGGUGGGACGCCGCCUUCCAUUCGUGGAGAGUCUUCGCAAGUACGGCAACUCUCUGCUGCUCCUUCCUGCCUUCUCCUUUGGUAUAAAUACUGCUGUGUGUCAGCGAGUUGCAUAUACAAUAGAGGACUUUAAAAGCCCUAUUCGACCUGUUUUCUUUAACCCUCAGUACCUUGACAGUCUGGCUCAAUUCUGGAGCUCUGAAGGCCUGAAAGAAAGGCGGCUCAGCACUGGAUUAAUUAUGGUUAGCAUGGCCCUGGAAUUGUGUGAAAAUGUGCAUCUGUAUGGAUUCUGGCCCUUUAGUAAUCACCCAUAUGGCCUCUAUACCCUGACUAACCACUACUAUGAUGACAAACCAGCUAAAGCGAGUUUUCAUGCAAUGCCAGCUGAAUUUAACCGCUUGUUGCAGCUGCACACUGAAGGGGUACUCAGGCUUCACCUGGGAGACUGUGAAUCAGAUGAAAAAUAGUUCCCAGGGAUAGACAACAGCACAGAAGCAAAGUGCAGAAUUAAGUGCCUUCUCUAUAGCCUCAGGAUGAAGUUAGACACUCAAUUCAUUUCAUAUGUGUUUGAGAAAAUUUAGACAUUAUUUGUGGUUAGUGGAAAGAUGGAAAAUGGCCACAUAGACACCUUCCUUACCUUCCAGCAACCAAGACAUUUGCACUGAUGAGUGCCUCUUUAACCCUAUUUAUUAAACAGAUGUUCCAUUUGGA